Messenger RNA from Lacerta agilis (Sand lizard), 1573 nucleotides. RefSeq lists its product as uncharacterized. NCBI's taxonomy places the organism in Eukaryota, Metazoa, Chordata, Lepidosauria, Squamata, Lacertidae. The record is from RefSeq and is a predicted model, not a curated record. Bases 125 to 1573 code for a protein of 482 amino acids. The transcript is spliced from 4 exons.
GAAGAAGCUCAGAGUCUGGAGUCUUAAGAAGUGCAGGUCCCCCAGAGAGGAGGCAGUUCUGGCUACACACGAGGACUGAGCCGGCCACCCUCCUCGUCCCAGGACCAAGCCGCCUGAAGGCAAGAUGUCCCAGCUGUCUGUCAAGGAACAUCUGGAUGGGAUUCUCUCUGACUUUGAAGCCCUCAAGAGGUCCUUUGAUAUGGAAGAUGCUGAAGAAGUGCCGGCUUUCCCACCUUCCUCCCCACCUAGGUCAGCCCUCGGCCCAAGCCCACCUGGUGUCAUCCACUCCACAGGCAACGGAGAAGGGAAAAGGUUGGGGGCCCCUAUCCAGCCCAUGUACCAAGCCCACAUCAGCCUGAGCUCCAGCCCCAGCCCAGCCCACAGCCCCAUUCUCAAAUCAAGAAUCGGGAGUAGCCUCUCUUUCAACAGAGGCACCACCCACCUGCCUCGGGCCAAUGGGACCAACCUCAACAGGGUCUCGUCCUUCCAAACUCGGCUAAACCCCAACGGGCUCUCCUCGUCCUUGGGGCCAGAAAGCGACAAUGAGAGCCUCCACAGCUCUUCCUCCAGCUUGGAGUGCCCUGUGGCCUCUAAAGGCCCCCGGAGCAGCAUCCAGCAAUCCGACUCUCUGGGAAUCGGGGCCUCCCACCUCCCUAGUCCCAUCCUAAAGAAGUUCUCCUCUUAUGGCAAUGUCUUCCACGCCGAGGUGGGCCGACCCAUCCGGCAGGUCUCCAAGGCCACCGCCAACCACAGCUCGUUGCCGUCGCUCGACCUGCACAUUGCCGAAGACCAGGGACCCAGCCCGACGCUCUGCUCCACGCCAAACAUGGACCCUGCCAUCCUUCGGAGCUCUGGCAAACACAACUGCAUGUCCCCACCGCCGAAGAACAGCCUUCUGAUGAGAAAGGAGCCCUCCAUUUCUCCCUUGGAGGUAAGCCAGUUGGCAACUGGGAGCCCUCCUGGUGUGGUCUCCAGGCAGACAACGAAGUUGCAGAAAUUUCCCAUCAGCCUGGAUGGGUUGAUUGGAAAGACUCCGGAGAGUAUCGUCCCAGCAGUGGUGACUGACUCUAGGCCCAGACCGUUAUCUAAGGCACAGCUUCAGGUGAGUCUUGGCACCAGCCCCGGACUGUCCCACCAACCCCAAGAAGUAGCCGGGGAGGAUAAAGCUGUCGUCAAGGACAGUGUUUCCCUGUCGCCAUCUUCUGGAACAGUUUCAGGGAUAGGAGGCAGCGAGGGUUUGGCAGCACCGCCUCAGGCUGCUUCCUUCCGGCUGGUGUCAGAGCCUCGGAUAGCACAGGUCACUUCUCAGCCCUCCUCUCUCGGGUACCAAGCGGCGGUGCCUCCGCAAGGUAUCCCAGCUGUACCCAUCCUGAGAGAAAGCAGCGGGGUCCUGGCUGAGAGGAUCGACUCAACUUUCUCCCAAGAGGCCUCCAAGCUUCAGACUCUGCCGUCGUCUUCUUGCACAAGGGAAGGUCUCCUUGUGGGAACAAACAGGCCUCCAGAAGUGUCCCUGGAGAAGCAGGAUUUACAGGACAUAUUGAAGGAAGUUCAGAAGCUGAGCUAUGUAGCCUAG